Molecule: messenger RNA, 1998 nt
Organism: Antechinus flavipes (yellow-footed antechinus)
Lineage: Eukaryota; Metazoa; Chordata; Mammalia; Dasyuromorphia; Dasyuridae
Gene: MRPL28
Product: mitochondrial ribosomal protein L28
Exons: 6
Coding region: 122-883 (253 amino acids)
Cellular component (GO): mitochondrial large ribosomal subunit
Molecular function (GO): structural constituent of ribosome
Source: RefSeq, a predicted model, not a curated record
UUCCGCUUCCUUCGUAUCGGCGGUGCUUGUGAGUUUGGCGUGUUAGGGGACUCAGCGGGGUCCGGGGGUAGCGUCCUGGGUGUUGUUUCCUCGCUUUUGAGCCGAGUAACUCUUCCCCCUAAUGCCGCUGUACAAGUACCCUGUUAAACUCUGGAAAACCUUGAAGCUGAAGCAGGGGAUUUACUCUCGUCUCCCUGAGCACUACCUCAAGUCACUGCGGAAUGAAGGGAGACCCACUGCAGUUCAUUAUAAACCUCAUGGGGUCAAGUACAAAAUAAAUCCCAAGAAUGGACAACGUGAGCUUGUUCAGGAUGUUCCCAUCCCACUCUACUUUCCCCCUGAAUCCCAGAAGGGACUCUGGGGUGGUGAGGGUUGGAUCAGUGGUUAUAGAUAUACCAACAAUGACAAGCUCUCAAGACGUGUGAAAAAGACUUGGAAGCCCCAUCUUUAUGAACGAGAGCUUUACAGUGAAAUCUUGGACAAGAAAUUCAAAACAAUGGUUACCAUGAGAACUCUUGACCUAAUUGAUGAAGCCUAUGGAUUUGAUCUCUAUAUUCUCAAGACUCCAAAAGAGGAUCUGUGCUCCAAAUUUGGGAUGGAUUUGAAACGAGGAAUGCUAUUGCGUCUUGCCCGGAAGGACCCUCAGCUACACCCAGAUGAUCCAGAAAAGAGAGAAGCUAUUUAUAACAAGUACAAGGAGUUUGUGAUCCCAGAAGAAGAGGCUGAAUGGGUUGGACUAACAUUAGAGGAAGCAGUGGAAAAACAGAGGCUCCUGGAAGAAAAAGACCCUGUCCCUCUGUUCAAAGUAUACGUGGAGGAACUUAUUCAACAGCUGCAAGACCAGACACUCUCACAACCUGCUGUGAUGCAAAGGAAAGCCUAGUGGGCAAGAACUUCUUAGAGACCAGACUGUUUGAGUCCCCUUCCUCUUCUUCCUCCCCAUCAUAUCCAGUCCAGACCCACUGCUGCAUAUUUCAGAGGGAUUGGGAAGCAGAAUAUAUGAAGACUUUCUGCAUUCCCCCCUUCUGAGCACCCCACAAAGCUCCAGGCUUGCUUCUGGCAGUAAGCAGAGUGACAGAACAGCUCCAAAUCACAGCAUACCCUGAGUUCCUGCUGGUACCUUGAACUCGAUAUCUUUAUUUUUCUGAGAUGCAGUUAUUCAGAGGAACAAUAAACAACCCAUCCAGUGAUUCAAUUACUGGUCCCAGUGUGUCCCUUUAGCCAUCCACACAUGCCAGAGUGCUGCCAGGGAUUAGAAGCCAGGGCAUGCCUUGUGCAGUAGGGCCAUUCCAGAACUUGUCACUUACCCUGUAUUCUCUUGAUGUGAGACUGAUACUGUGGACUCUUUUAGAAAUAUUUCUUACAUAGAGUGGUUAAUUUGAUGACUUCUAACAUUCUUUUUUGUUCUCAAAAUUCUAUAAUUCUGGAAACUACAGAAUCUUCAGUUUGACAAAAGCAUAUACAGUGGGAAAAGGACUGGAAUUGGAAUCAAAGAGCCUGGUUUUAAAAUUUAGCCUUGGGCCUCAAUUCCUCAUGUAUAGGAUGAGGUGGUUUGGAUGGAAUGGAGGACCCUUCACCCAAGGUUUUUCAUUGUUUCCGGGAGAUAUUAUUUCCCUGACAGCCUGUGUCAACAUCUUGUCGCGUUAAAGACCAGUGUUGUAUACACUACAAUUUGAUUCACAUAACGUUUAUUCCUCUCCCUUUUCUCCUUCAAUUAUAAUAAAUUUUCUUUGCUUCUUCCUGAGAAGUAAUUUCACUCAUUUUACCUCCAUUUCCCCCUUUUUCCCAUACAAUCCCCUUUCCACUUCCAGUUUCUUUUUUAUAACAGUAAAAUCAAAUUAUACAUGCACUCGCUAUGUAUAUCCAUAACAGAAAAAGUUCUCAAGAGUUCUUUUCUUUUUACCUUUUUAUGCUUCUCUUGAGUUCUAUCGUUGGAGGUCAAAUUUAUUGUUUAGCUCUGGUCUUUUCAUCAGAAAUAAAUGGAAUUCACCUGUUUCA